This is a messenger RNA of Fraxinus pennsylvanica, 993 nucleotides long. Lineage: Eukaryota; Viridiplantae; Streptophyta; Magnoliopsida; Lamiales; Oleaceae. The record is from the annotation of a GenBank genome assembly.
AUGGUGGCAGAGCACCAGCAAGGAGACACUCUGGUGCACGCUGAUGCCUCCAUGACAGAGCGUGCCUCCAUGCCUUUGCUUGGGACGGAUUGCCUUAGCAGCUUCCCUCCAUACACGCGGACGGAGACACGACCUUCCUCCCUUCUAGUGUACGGAGACACACUUAUGUCUCUGUGCAUGUGCACGAGAACGGAGGCACGUCGUGCCUCCGUUCUCGUGUACGGAGGCAUGGUGCUGGUGUACGAAACACCAUACCUCUGUGCACGCGGACGGAGGCAUGACGUGUCUCUGUCUCGUGUACGGAGGCAUGGUACUGGUGCACGGCACCAGCGUGCCUCCGUUCUCGUGAGGCACAUCGGUUUCAUUUGUUAUCCACUCCGUACUCUCUCAACUUUCCCCACUCUCGAUUUGCUUAGCACCUCUUCUUCUCCACAGCUCGCAGAGAUGAAUGUGGAAAAGCUAAAGAAGAUGGCUGGUUCUGUCCGAACCGGGGGGAAGGGUACCAUGAGAAGAAAGAAGAAGGCUGUUCAUAAGACAACGACGACAGAUGAUAAAAGACUUCAAAGCACCCUGAAAAGAAUAGGGGUGAAUGCUAUACCAGCAAUUGAGGAGGUCAAUAUUUUCAAGGAGGAUGUAGUAAUCCAGUUCACUAACCCUAAAGUUCAAGCAUCUAUUGCUGCCAACACUUGGGUUGUUAGUGGUUCUCCUCAGACCAAGAAAUUGCAAGAUGUCCUUCCUCAAAUCAUUCACCAAUUAGGUCCAGAUAACUUGGAGAAUUUGAAGAAAUUGGCAGAGCAGUUCCAGAAGCAGGUGCCUGCUGCAGCUCAAGAACAAGAUGAUGAUGAUGAUGUACCCGACCUUGUUGCUGGCGAGACCUUUGAGGCUGCUGCAGAGGAGGGUCACGAUCACGAUCACGAUCAUCAUGGUCAUGAUCACGGUCACGAUCACCAUGGUCACGAUCACCAUGGUCAUGAUCACAGUCAUGCUUCUUAA